Messenger RNA from Musa acuminata subsp. malaccensis (wild Malaysian banana), 1288 nucleotides. Lineage: Eukaryota; Viridiplantae; Streptophyta; Magnoliopsida; Zingiberales; Musaceae. The record is from RefSeq and is a predicted model, not a curated record.
AAGAAAAAGAUUAAACAAAAUUUCCAACGUCCACAGCUCCAGACGCAACGAGGCCACGCCCUAGCUUGCUUCCGCCGGCCGAUCCCUUCCGCCGCUGCUUCACUGCUCCUCUCUGCCGCUGAUACUCUUCUCUCCUGAUCUAAGCAGAUCCUUGUGAACUUCUAUUUGAUUCUUGAUUCAAAGGGGGAGCGGCAAGAGCCGAUCCAUGGCAUUGCAAAGGAGCACAUGCAAACUAGUCAACAGUUUGAAGUUUCUCCUUCCUCGGAGAGCUUCAUAUCUUCAUUCACAUGCCACCAGCUUCGGAUUUAAGGAAGUCCGAGAAGAAGAAAAAAGUAAAUUGGUUGGUAAUGUCUUCAGUAGUGUCGCUUCAAACUAUGAUCUGAUGAAUGAUCUGAUGAGUAUUGGAUUGCACAGAUUGUGGAAGGACAGAUUGGUUACAAAGUUGGGUCCUUUUCCUGGAAUGAAGCACCUUGAUGUGGCUGGCGGGACAGGUGACAUAGCCUUCCGUGUCCUUGAGAGUAUAAGGAGUGUGAGUCGCAGAGCCAUGCAGGAUGGCUUUGCUGAAACUGAGGAACAGACACAAAUUUACAUAUGUGACAUUAACCCAAACAUGUUGAAUAUCGGCAAGAAACGUGCUAUUGAGAGAGGAUUUGCGGAGGACCGCUAUCUUCACUGGGUAGAAGGAGAUGCAGAAGCUUUGAGUUUUGAGGAUGAGUCAAUGGAUGGUUACACCAUCGGUUUUGGUAUCAGAAAUGUGACACACAUUGAGAAAGCUCUUGCGGAAGCUUAUAGAGUCCUAAAGCGGGGUGGCAGAUUCUUAUGCCUUGAGUUGAGCCAUGUGGAGUUUCCUGUCUUUAAACAGCUCUAUGAUUACUAUUCCUUUUCGGUCAUUCCUGCUGUUGGAGAGCUUGUCGCUGGUGAUAGAGAGUCUUACCAAUACUUGGUUGAGAGCAUCCGGCGAUUUCCUAAUCAGGAUGCAUUCGGUCGGAUGAUUGUCGAUGCAGGCUUUCAGAAGGUGGAAUACGAGAAUCUAGUUGGUGGGGUGGUUGCCAUUCACUCUGGACUAAAAUUGUAGGGUCCUUGCGAAGGAGCUCGCAACGAUCACGCGUUCUUUUCAAGAGUGAGUUUGAUAUCCAUCAAGGAAUUGUGUCGGCGGCAUCUUCUCAGCAGAAAUUCAACUAGCAACACCUUUGAUCAUAUGAUACUUUUCUUUCUUUGUUGAGAUUCAGUGGACCAACAAAAAAUAAAAUGGUGUGCCAACAAGUUACAGAAUUUUUGUUUUGGCACU